Messenger RNA from Etheostoma spectabile (orangethroat darter), 3013 nucleotides. RefSeq names its product potassium channel tetramerization domain containing 7 (gene kctd7). The record is from RefSeq and is a predicted model, not a curated record. Gene Ontology annotation, cellular component: plasma membrane. The coding region runs from base 294 to 1346 and encodes 350 amino acids. Gene Ontology annotation, molecular function: protein binding. Lineage: Eukaryota; Metazoa; Chordata; Actinopteri; Perciformes; Percidae. The transcript is spliced from 4 exons. Gene Ontology annotation, biological process: protein homooligomerization; positive regulation of transporter activity; membrane hyperpolarization.
UGCGCGAGGACCGCACGGGGCCCAGUCUGGACAGCUAACCCAAAACACUUUGGAUUAAAUUGUAGUUUUUAAAAUCUUAUCAUUAUUGAAGGAUUUUCACUACUUCCGCUUUCAUUCUGAAGGCGGGGGUGUGUUCCUGCAGCUGCUCGCGCACCACCCUCUGUUGUUGUUGUUGUUAUUAUUAUUAUUAUUUUUUAAUUAUUAGGCUACCAACAGUCGCGCGUUGUGGCUCGUGCUGCUUUUCACCCCCUGUGAUUUCGGUGCCGCCGCCCGACAGUUGGCUCGCAGCGCGCAUGCAGCAGAAUGGCUCGAGCGGUUCCAACGGUUCUGGCGACUGCGGCGGCGGCGGGAGCGCGAGGGACCACCGCCAACCGCUGUCCUUCAGCCCGCUGCCCGCCGCCACGACGCGGGUGAGGCGGUUCAUUCAGGAGCGACGGACGCUGCCUCUGCCCAGAGUGAUGGUGGUGUUCUCGGCCGCGGGUGACACCGAGAAACCGGGCGAUGCCGUGUCCGGCUCGGACCCCGCUGCGGAGGACGAGCUCCGAAAGCCGGCCUCCCCGGCGCCGUGCUUCGCCCUCGGCAAGCCGCUCCGCUCCUCGCUCAACACCCCGGAGCUGGAGUUUCCGGAGGUCAUCUCUCUGAACGUCGGGGGCACGUACUUUACCACUCGCCUGUCCACGCUGCGGCGAUACGACGACACCAUGCUGGCCGCCAUGUUCAGCGGGCGCCACUGCAUCCCUCGGGACUCCGAGGGGCGCUACUUCAUCGAUCGGGAUGGGACGUAUUUCGGGGACAUCCUGAACUUCCUCCGAGAAGGAGAGCUUCCUCACAGGGACCGGGUGCGGGCGGUGCACCGAGAGGCUCAGUACUACGCGCUCGGCCCGCUGCUGGACAGCCUGGAGGACACUCAGCCGCUCACAGGGGAGAAGGUUCGGCAAGCUUUCCUCGAUCUGAUGCCCUACUACAGAGACAAUCUGGAGCGUAUUGUGGAGAUUGCCAAACUGAGGGCGAUUCAGAAGAAGGCCCGGUUUGCCAAGUUGAAGAUCUGCGUCUACAAGGAGGAGAUGCCCAUCACGCCGUACGAGCGCCCUCUCUUUAACUCUCUGCGUUUUGAGCGCUCGGACAGCGAGGCCAAGCUCUUCGAGCAUCACUGCGAGGUGGACGUUUCUUUCGGACCCUGGGAGGCGGUGGCGGACGUUUACGACCUGCUGCACUGCAUCGUCAGCGACCUGGCCGAGCUCGGCAUCACCGCCGAGCAGCAGUGCAUCGGCGUCUGCGACAAGCACCUCAUCAACCACUACUACUGCAAGAGGCCCAUCUACGAGUUCAAGAUCACGUGGUGGUGAUGCGGGAGGGAGACAGGAGCGAAAAAAGAUGGAUGUUCCAUUUUUACCAUGACUCGGCCGAUAUUGGUUUUUGUAUUGAAGGCGCCAAUAUUUUGUGCUGACAUCUUAAAAUGUGACCUUUAAAUCACGUUUCAACAUGUAAGUAUUCUGUUUCCCCAAAAUAAUUUAUAUUUUUUUUCGUAUCAAAGACAUUACGCUCACUCACCAGUUUUUUAGGUACACCCAGCUAAAAUGAAUGCGGUCUAAUACAACAGUCCUGCAAUGAAUUAGAGCUGCAAAUAUAAGUCGAUUAGUUGUCAACUGUUCAAUCACUCAGCAAGGAUUUUGGUAAUUGGUUUGAGUCCGGUUUGUUUUUUUAAACCAGCUUCUUAAAUGUGAAUAUUUUACACUUUGACACUUAACAGAAAAUCUUUAAGUUGUGGACAAAAAAGACAUUUGAGGUCGUCAUCUUGGGCUUUGGGAAACACUGAAUCCAUGUUUCACCAUUUUCUGACACUUUAUAGACAAAAUCUAAUCGAUUAAUCGAGAAAACAAUAGACAGAUUAAUCGACUUUGAAAAUAAUCCUUGGUUGCAAACCUACAAUAAAUCCUAAAUCCAAAACAGUUUAGCUAAAAAAUGAACAUUAUAACCUUCAAGAAGGAGGAUUUAUUCCCGGACUGUUGGGUUAGCGACAUUAGCUUUAGCUAAGUGAGCCUAAUGAACUGGUAAAUGAGUGUAAAUACCAAAGCACUACUACUACUUUAAAGAGUAAAAAUCCCGUUUUUGCUGACCUCCAGUGGUUAAACUGCUCACCUUGAUGCAGUGAUGCACAGGUGUACUUCAGGACCUAGUGACAUCACUGUCGGGCGGGGUCACAAAGCCGACUUCAGACCACACUCAGCAGUUAUGAAACGGGUAAAACAGGCUUUAGCCCUGAAUUCCACCAACUGCGGAACGGCUGCUGAACAGGUUUCCAUUGAAGUCAAUGUGUGCAUUUUCAUUGACUGCGGCUGGAACCGCUGCGUCCCAACCCUGUCCCGACUCUGUCCCGACCCUGUCCCGACCCUGUCCCGACCCUGUCCCGACUCUGUCCCGACUCUGUCCCGACUCUGUCCCGACCCUGUCCCGACCCUGUCCCAGCUCCGGCAAUCCCCUGCCCUCCGGAGCAGAUACCCAGAGUUUCUAUUUUUCCGGAUGCCGGAGAACUCUGCAGCAAUUCAGCACACAGCAGAUAGCCGGAGAAGCAGGAAGUUGAGCACAGAAACAAAAUAAGACAUCUAGUUGGUUUUCAAAAUAAAAUACACGGCUCACGGCGGAUCAUAUUUCCCCGCACUACACCUUGAAAAUUUCAUAAUGGGUGGAGACAGGCCUGAAGUCACAAGGUCAGAGGUUUUGUGGUUCUGUUUAUAGAAACUAGAUCCUGUUAAAUCGCGCGAUCAUACGUGAAUUUGCAAGAUCUCGUGGGUCCUUGUGACUUCAGCUGUCAAUCAUCAUGGUGGUUAUUGAGCAGCGGAGCCGAUCCGCAGCUCGGAAAUCAGGGGUAAGACUUUCUACCAGAGAGGGAAAACGCUGCUGUUCAGUCUGCCGCCAAGUUACUUAAAAAAGGUCUAGCCUUGAAGGAAAAGUUCACCCAAAAACAAUAUGAAUUAUAUAUGUCACUCACCUCUCUAGACUCUCCAUGGACCCA